GGAAGAGGAGGUCGUAACGCUUUAGUGGAGGGACCUGCGGUGGAAAUAGAUCCUGUGGGGGACGCCCGUGGACGGCGUCUGAGUUUUCAGGCCACCAUGAACCGGCUCCAGGAUGACUAUGACCCCUACACAGUUGAAGAGCCUAGCGAUGAGGAGCCGGCUUUGAGCAGUUCUGAAGAUGAAGUGGAUGUGCUUUUACAUGGAACUCCUGACCAAAAACGAAAACUCAUCAGAGAAUGUCUUACUGGAGAAAGUGAAUCAUCUAGCGAAGAUGAAUUUGAAAAAGAAAUGGAAGCUGAAUUAAAUUCCACUAUAAAAACAAUGGAGGGCAAAUUAUCCUCCCUGGAUACAGGGUCUUCCUCAGGAAAUGGGAAAGCUGGAACAGCUCUGACAAAGUACUAUGAUGACAUAUAUUUUGAUUCCGAUUCUGACGAUGAAGACAAAGCAGCACAGGUGACCAAGAAAAAGAAGAAGACACAACGCAGGAUCCCAACAAAUGAUGAAUUACUGUACGAUCCUGAAAAAGAUGACAGAGAUCAGGCCUGGGUCGAUGCACGGAGAAGAGGCUACCAUGGUUUUGGAAGACAGAGGGCACAUCAACAACAGCCUGUUCCAAAUAGUGAUGCUGUCUUGAACUGCCCUGCCUGCAUGACCACGUUGUGUCUAGAUUGCCAAAGGCAUGAAUCAUACAAAACUCAGUAUAGAGCAAUGUUUGUGAUGAAUUGCACUGUCAACAAAGAGGAGGUUCUAAGAUACAAAACCCCAGAGGAUAAGAAGAAAAAGCGAGGCCGUAAGAAGAUGCGGUCUGACCGUGAGGAUGCUCCAGAGCAGGCAGAGACAGGAGUGGAAGAAAUCUAUCACCCGGUUAUGUGCACCGAGUGUUCCACCGAAGUGGCAGUCUAUGACAAGGACGAAGUCUUUCACUUUUUCAACGUUUUAGCAAGCCAUUCCUAAAUAGCUAAGUGGGCAUUUCAUUGCCCAAUACUGUAAAUAAGGCAAAUGUGGACAGUUAUUUUCCUCUUGCCGAUUCAUAGCAAGUGACAUUCUGAGUGGUUGGAGAAGCAGUGUUUUAUUCUUUUUGUAAGAGAAUGGUUACCAACCUUCAUCCCUCCCCCUUCUCUAAAAAAAACUAGUCUCAGCUCUAUUGGGACUAAUUAUUCAUUCCCUUUUUGUGGCCAUUGGAAACUUGGGGCUUUUUAUUUAUUAAAGCUCUUUAGAAUUAAAAUGUUCUGGAGUUAUAAGUAA
This is a messenger RNA of Artibeus jamaicensis (Jamaican fruit-eating bat), 1245 nucleotides long. RefSeq names its product E2F associated phosphoprotein (gene EAPP). Lineage: Eukaryota; Metazoa; Chordata; Mammalia; Chiroptera; Phyllostomidae. The record is from RefSeq and is a predicted model, not a curated record. Gene Ontology annotation, biological process: positive regulation of cell population proliferation. Gene Ontology annotation, cellular component: nucleus. The transcript has 6 exons. Bases 97 to 954 code for a protein of 285 amino acids.